Messenger RNA from Bufo gargarizans (Asiatic toad), 2041 nucleotides. RefSeq lists its product as uncharacterized. The record is from RefSeq and is a predicted model, not a curated record. NCBI's taxonomy places the organism in Eukaryota, Metazoa, Chordata, Amphibia, Anura, Bufonidae. The transcript is spliced from 11 exons. The coding region runs from base 43 to 1779 and encodes 578 amino acids.
UGGUUUGGUUGCUUUCACUAUAGUCUCCACAAUACUGGGUUCAUGGGGCUGAGUGCACGGGAACAGGUGGGCAGCCGGAGGCUGCUGGAGUUACUGGACACCGCAGACUUACUCUCCUUGGCUGGCACUGUCACUAAGAAGAAAUCUACAACAUGCACGAGGGCAGGAGCCAUUGAUGCAAUACUGCAGAACAGUCAGAGUGCCUACGAGCUCUUAAACCGUAGAAAAGUUCUCCGUGACAUCAUUGCUACAUACCUAAAAAAUGAAGGCGUAUCAAUACCCCAAAAAAUCACAAAGGCUGAAGUUGUUUUGAAAACUCUUGCAUUUUGGAGUGAGCUGGAUUCCUGUAUGCCAACAGCAAGAGUAUUUGCUCCAUCUUCAAUAAUGCAACCACAGGCAGCCUCUGCUUCUGAUUUCUCUCGCUCAUUCUACUUUCAUACCGUUAAACUGUCUACAAGUACCCCAAUAGAAUAUUCCAGCAAAAUAUGGACUCUUGGCGCUCAGACAUCAGAUUUGGAAUAUUAUGUCAGCCAAAGAAUUCGAACAACCCCUUCUCCUCUGCAAACUGAUGAGGGAUAUACUGUAACUGAAGGAAUGAAGGGUACACCGCAGAAAUCUCAGUCAUCACCUGUCAGUAGGCAACAUAAGAAAAAAGUUUCCCUGCCUCCACCUGUAUAUCAAUCUACACAUGAUGAAAAAAGUACUAGAGAAGUGGUGACCUCCCAGACAUCCCCGUCCUUAGCUGGCGAGUACGACUUUGGCCACAGUGUCCGAUCAUCUAAAAGAUCCACUCUUCCUCUGCGAAUUGAUGAGGGAUAUACUGUAAGCGAAGGAGUGAAGGGUACACCGCAGAAAUCUCCGCCAUCACCAGUCAGUGGGAAUGUGACGUACAGGACAACCCGCUCCAUGUCACAGACAGCGCGACAAUCUGCAAAUGUUAAGUUGAAGACCGAAACAGCGGCAGCCGCUCCAUUCACAGGCGUUAUGCAACAUAAGAAAAAAGUCUCCCCGCCUCCACCUGUAUAUCAAUCUACACAUGAUGAAAAAAGUACUAGAGAAGUGGUGACUUCCCAGACAUCCCCGUCCUUAGCUGGCGAGUACGACCUUGGCCACAGUGUCCGAUCAUCUAAAAGGUCCACUUGUCCUCUGCGAAUUGAUGAGGGAUAUACUGUAAGCGAAGGAGUGAAGGGUACACCGCAGAAAUCUCCGCCAUCACCAGUCAGUGGGAAUGUGACGUACAGGACAACCCGCUCCAUGUCACAGACAGCGCGACAAUCUGCAAAUGUUAAGUUGAAGACCGAAACAGCGGCAGCCGCUCCAUUCACAGGCGUUAUGGGGGAAGAAGGUGUUUGGCCAGUUGACUGUGAAAAGUUUACCCGUGAUUUCUGUGAAUGGUACUACAGUCUCCUUAAUUCCCAAAAUACCUCGUCUGGACCACAUAAGAAAAACUGGGGCCCUCAGCACUUCCUGGAAAAUGCUGUACUUCAUCUAACAUACAUGUCAGCCAGGGGGAAAUACAAAGGUGGCAGGAGCGUGAGUGCGUGUUUACUUGCUCUAGUACAAGAAGACAAAUUUUGUUUUCAACCAAAUAUUACUAGUAGGAAGGUAAAAUGUGAGAGGUCCCCAAAAGGUGUGGUGGUGGUAAUGGUUUAUGGUACCCUGUUCCGGAAUAAGUCAUAUGUGGGUACAUUUGAUCAGGUCUUUGAGGUGGUUGGGAACUUGAGGAACAAUAACUGGAAAAUACAAUUUACUGAUCUGAAAAUCAUAAAUAAUUCUUAAGAGUCUACAUCAUUGUGUAUCAUGAAAUAAACUUCAUGGAUUGUAUAGCCAAAUGUAUACCUAUCCCUAUGGCCAGUGUCCUGCUCUCCAUGGUCGCUCUCCCUUUUCAUGGUGUUGCUUGGUCCAUGCACUUGUGUGGCUACUCGGCCUUUGACAGGUCUAGCGUGCUCCAAUCGUCCUGACUUCUUCAGCUAAAGCCCAAGUGCCCCAGGCUGAACAAUAAGGUCAGAUUGCUAAAAUAUGGGUAUUUUCAACUCAAUUG